GAACUAGGGGAUCAGCUUACAUUAAAAGGCUGUACUCUGGUUUGGGAAAUGUCAAUAUAUUUGACCUCAGAGGAAUUUUAACUCAGUUUGUCAUAAGAUUCUGGAGUCAUGAGUGGGUGCCCCUUUUGGAAGAACAAAUAUCAAUUUAAUUUCAAUAAACUUCCUUUGGAUGGGGAAGAUGACAAGUCACAAGAAGGGUUAAAUAAAGCAAGCAAAGGUGGCCUUAUCUAUGGAGACUAUCUGAAGCUGGACAAAAUUUUGAAUGCUCAGGUGCUUCAGAGUGAAAAGAAGGGUAACAAAAUCCAUGAUGAACAUCUGUUUAUUGUGACCCAUCAAGCUUAUGAACUAUGGUUCAAGCAGAUCCUAUGGGAGCUGGAUUCUGUCCGGGUGAUAUUUCAAAAUGGUCACGUGAGAGAUGAGAGGAACAUGCUUAAGGUUGUUACUCGAAUUCACAGAAUUUCAAUGAUCCUUAAGUUACUUGUGGAGCAAUUUUCUGUUCUGGAAACUAUGACAGCCCUGGACUUUUUUGACUUCAGAGAUUACUUGAGCCCAGCUUCAGGAUUUCAGAGUUUACAGUUCCGACUGCUGGAGAAUAAGAUUGGUGUUCCUCAGAGUCUGAGAGUUCCAUACAACAGAAGACACUACAGGGAUAACUUCAAGGAGGAAGAGAAUGAAUUGUUGCUGAAAUCCGAACAGGAGCUCACUCUACUACAACUAGUGGAAUCGUGGCUGGAGCGGACACCUGGACUUGAAUCAGAAGGAUUUAAUUUCUGGGGAAAAUUUGAAGUGAAUGUACUUAAAGGAUUAGAAGAGGAAUUUGCAAUGGUGCAGGCCAAACCAGACUCUGAGGAAAAAGAAGACCAACUGGCAGAACUUCAGAAACAAAAAGAAGUGCUUAUUUCACUAUUCGAUGAAAAACGCCAUGAACACCUUCUUAGCAAAGGUGAAAGAAGGCUAUCCUAUAAAGCAAUGAAAGGAGCUUUAAUGAUCUACUUCUACAGGGAAGAGCCUCGCUUUCAGGUUCCUUUUCAGCUUCUCACUUCUCUUAUGGAUAUUGAUGUGCUGAUGACUAAAUGGAGAUAUAACCAUGUGUGUAUGGUGCACAGAAUGAUUGGCAGCAAGGCUGGGACAGGAGGCUCAUCGGGAUAUCACUAUUUACGUUCUACCGUGAGUGACAGAUACAAAGUGUUUGUUGACUUGUUUAAUCUUUCAACUUACUUGGUGCCGAGACACUGGAUCCCAAAGCUGAACCCAACUGUUCAUAAAUUCCUCUAUACAGCAGAAUAUUGUGACAGUUCCUAUUUCAGCAGUGAUGAUUCAGAUUAAAACCCUUCUUUAGAAAAUGCUCAAUUACCUGAUCUUUAUUCUUUGUUUUCUGAGUUAUUUCAUUUUGGCAAUGUUUUAGAAAUAAGUGUUAAAGUUAUGAUGUUCUGGAUGAUGUUAUGAUGUUUGUUACAUUGUUAUGUUUUUAUCAUGUGUGUAAGCCACCCCGAGUAGACUUUGUCUAGGGGGGCGGGGUAAAAAAAUCUAAUAAAAGUAAAAAAAAAAAAAGUCAAAAAAGUAAAAGUAAAGUCAAAGUAAAUAAUUAAAAUGUAACUGAGAGCUGUUCCACGUAAUGUUAUACUUCAUAUGCUGGUAUAUGCAAACACACACACACACACACACAUUUAUGCAUUAAUACAUUAUAGCAGUUAAACUAUAACUGCAUUUCAGGUAGGUUAUCUGAAAUAAAAUUUAGAAAUUAAACAAACUCAGAUUUCUAUUAUUUUAAUUCAUUGAUUAAAACUGUUGAUUCAAUUACUGCAACCUGCUGCAAUUUAAAUUGCUCUAUUUGAUAUCUAUUGUCCUAAUAUCUUCUGUCUAUUUACUACAAUAUGUGUCAUUUUCUUUAAUUUUGUACAGGCAAAGGUGAGACUUUGGUUGUAUAUAAUUUUUUAAAAUAAAUCAAUAAAUGAAUAAAUGUGAUUUGCCUUGAGAAAGGUCA
This is a messenger RNA of Pogona vitticeps (central bearded dragon), 1984 nucleotides long. It is a transcript of the gene TDO2, whose product is annotated as tryptophan 2,3-dioxygenase. NCBI's taxonomy places the organism in Eukaryota, Metazoa, Chordata, Lepidosauria, Squamata, Agamidae. The record is from RefSeq and is a predicted model, not a curated record. Gene Ontology annotation, molecular function: L-tryptophan 2,3-dioxygenase activity; heme binding; metal ion binding.